UUCAUUUCGGAGAGAUCCAAGUCUCUUGUCAUCUUCAUGGCGCAUCGAAGAGCCAAGCUGUUGUCCCUUCUUUGCGCUCUCUGCUAUUUUCUCAACGCCAUUGCUGCCAAGAGCUAUUACGAUACACUUCAAGUAUCGAAGGGUGCAUCGGACGAGCAGAUAAAGAGAGCAUAUAGGAAGCUGGCAUUGAAGUACCAUCCUGAUAAGAACCAGGGCAACGAAGAAGCUAACAAGAAAUUUGCGGAGAUUAACAAUGCAUAUGAAGUGUUGUCGGAUAGCGAGAAGAGAAGUAUUUAUGACAGGUAUGGUGAAGAGGGUUUGAAGCAGCAUGCUGCUAGUGGAGGCAGAGGUGGUGGAAUGGGAAUGAACAUGCAGGAUAUUUUUAGCUCUUUCUUUGGUGGUGGGUCAAUGGAGGAGGAAGAGAAAAUUCUAAAAGGUGAUGAUGUAAUUGUUGACUUGGACGCAACCCUAGAAGAUUUGUACAUGGGAGGUUCCUUGAAGGUUUGGAGGGAGAAAAAUGUUGUAAAACCAGCACCUGGGAAGAGACGUUGUAACUGUAGAAAUGAGGUUUACCACAAGCAAAUUGGGCCUGGGAUGUUUCAACAGAUGACAGAGCAGGUCUGUGAGCAAUGUCCUAAUGUCAAAUAUGCAAGGGAGGGGUAUUUCAUCACUGUUGAUAUUGAGAAAGGCAUGCAAGAUGGGCAGGAGGUGCUAUUUUAUGAGGAUGGCGAACCCAUAAUUGAUGGAGAAUCUGGAGAUUUAAGGUUUCGUAUCCGUACUGCACCUCAUGACAUCUUCAGAAGGGAAAAGGAUGACUUGCACACCACUGUCACUAUAACUCUGGUUCAAGCCCUUGUCGGUUUUGAGAAGACCAUAAAACACCUAGAUGAGCAUCUGGUGGAUAUAAGCACGAAGGGAAUCACAAAGCCAAAGCAAGUGAGGAAGUUCAAAGGGGAGGGCAUGCCAUUGCAUAUGAGCACGAAGAAAGGAGAUCUUUACGUCACUUUUGAGGUUCUAUUCCCCACAUCACUAACGGAGGAACAGAAAACAAAGAUAAAAGCAAUUCUUGGUUAGAAUACAUACAGGAUACAUGUUAUUUCGCUCAUUAUUUCCUCAAUGUAACAUGAUUAGGUGGUGAUAGUAAAUGCAUGCCUUGGGCUUCCCGCAAUUGCCCUUUUGUUAGUUUACAAAUAGAUGACUUUCCCCCCGUUCAUAAUGAUGCGCAUCCUGUAAUCCUUGCCGUCUUGUGAAUUCCAGUGCCUUCUUGGCGUGCUAUUUUGAUACGAAAAAUAACAGUAGCUGAAAAGAAAUGCCUACAUUAGUUUUGUACCGUGUCUGAAAUUGUUCCCCUGUGAACUAGGACUUGAUUGUAGACAUUGACAGUCUAGUGCCCAUUUCCAUGUCACCUUUCUUCGUGGUUUUAGCCUACACUGAUGGUUGACACUCACUUAAAAUGAGUAAAAGUUGGCAGAUACGAGUUGAGGUCACUUACCCAAGUUGAUUAAUCGUGGAAACUUGGAAAAGUAAGUUGACGGACCUAUGUGCGCUUACCUGCACUCGACGAUUAUUGAACUUCCAAUGUUCAAGGUUUAUAGGUGUAGUUCGGUCAAAUAAUCUAUGUU
Gastrolobium bilobum is the source of this 1622-nucleotide messenger RNA. Its product is annotated as dnaJ protein ERDJ3B-like. Bases 37 to 1074 code for a protein of 345 amino acids. The record is from RefSeq and is a predicted model, not a curated record. Gene Ontology annotation, biological process: protein folding. The transcript is spliced from 10 exons. Lineage: Eukaryota; Viridiplantae; Streptophyta; Magnoliopsida; Fabales; Fabaceae.